This is a messenger RNA of Spodoptera littoralis (African cotton leafworm), 789 nucleotides long. NCBI's taxonomy places the organism in Eukaryota, Metazoa, Arthropoda, Insecta, Lepidoptera, Noctuidae. The record is from the annotation of a GenBank genome assembly.
AUGUUCUCAAAGUUCGCUUUCGUCGUCCUUUUGGUGGCCGUUGCUCGCUGCAGCGCUUCAGGGGGAUCCUCAAGUUUCUCCUAUGGAGUAUCAGAUCCCAACACUGGAGAUAUCAAGGACCAACACGAAAAACGAGUAGGAGACAGUGUUGUUGGAAAAUACUCCUUGCUGGAAGCUGAUGGAACCAAACGUACCGUUGAAUAUUCCUCUCAUCCUCACACUGGAUUCAAUGCUGUAGUCCGAAAGGACCCUCCUCACGGUGUCCACCCACCAUCUGCAGUAGGAUACAACGGUGUUGCUUCGGCUCUUGGUGGCCUAGGAUAUGCUGGAGCCAAUCCUUUGGGAUAUGGAGGCCUGAACGCGUGGAACCCUGCUGCUAAAUCAGCCUAUAUUGGCAGUCCUUACAUCGGGGCUUAUGGUGGAUACAACGGCGCUAAUAAUGGCUGGACUCAGAACUAUGCGGCCAAUGUUGGAGCCAAUGGAUGGCCAAACAACUAUGGUGCUGCUGGAGCAUAUGGUGGCAACGGAUAUGGAUGGUCUACCACCUCUGUCACCUCUUGGCCAAAUAACGCUGCUACUAACGCUUGGCCUAACAACGUAGGAGCCAAUCUUGGUGCUAACGCUUGGCCUAACAACGUAGGAGCCAAUCUAGGUGCCAAUGUGUGGCCUAGUGCAGCAGCUGGUGUUGGUGUCUAUGGCAAUGCCAAUGGAGUCUAUGGUGCUAACGGAUGGCCUCAAGGUUAUGGAGCAGCUGGGUAUGGUGCCUACGGUAACCGUCUGGGAUGGUAA